AUUGCAAAUGGCUGAUGCUUUUGUUCAAAUUUUGCUGGAGAAUUUGAACUCACUCAUCCGAAAGGAGGUUGGGUUGCUUUGGGGUCUUGACAAAGACAUGAACAAACUUUCCAGCUUGCUCUCAACUAUUCAAGCUGUGCUGGAAGAUGCUGAGGAGAAGGAAGUGCAAGACAAGGCGCUUCAGAAUUGGCUGCAGAAGCUAAAAGAAGCAGAUUAUAAGGUGGAUGACAUCUUGGAUGAUUGUGCAACAGAAGUCUCUCGAUUAGAGUCUAAAGGUCGCACGAUUGGCAUUAGGAUGAAAGAGAUUACAGAGAGGUUAGAUGAAAUUGCAGAGGAGAGGAUACAGUUUCAUUUGAAUGAGGUAGUUUCACAGAGGGGAGCUGUAGUCGGAGAAGAAUGCCAAACUGGCUCCAUAAUUAUUCAAUCUCACAUGUAUGGUAGAGAUGAAGAUAAAGAAAUAAUUGUUGAAAAUUUGGUGAAUCAUGUAGCCAGUUGUGAUGACAUUUCCGUCUACCCUAUUGUUGGUAUUGGGGGGCUUGGGAAGACAACGCUUGCUCAGGUGGUCUACAAUGAUGAGAGAGUGAGCAUGCAUUUUGAGCUAAGAAUCUGGGUUUGCAUUUCAGAGGACUUCAGUGUGAAGAAGAUCAUAAAAGCUAUAAUUGAAUCUGCAACUGGAACUGCUUGUGAAGAUGUAGAGUUAGACCCUUUGCAGAGACGCCUUCAAAAUAUGUUGAACAGGAAAAGGUAUUUGCUUGUGCUAGAUGAUGUAUGGAGUGAAGACGAAGAGAAGUGGGAUAGAUUAAAGUGUGUGUUGGCAUGUGGAUCGAAAGGUGCUUCGAUAAUUGUCACUACUCGAAGCAGAAAGGUUGCAUCCAUUAUGGGAACGCUUCCCAUGCAUCAUUUGUCAGGAUUAUCGGAAGAUGAAUGCUGGUUAUUGUUUAAAGAACGGGCAUUUGGACAAGAGAAAGAAAAACGUCCAAACCUUGUUGCAAUAGGGAAAGAGAUAGUGAAGAAGUGUAGCGGUGUGCCUCUAGCUGUGAAGUCUCUUGGAAGCUUGAUGCGUUAUAAAAGUGAGGAAAAUGAGUGGCUUUCUGUCAAGGAAAGUGAGCUCUGGAAUUUGCCACAAGAUAAAAAUUCCAUCGUACCAGCCUUAAGAUUGAGUUACUCCCAUUUGCCAUCGAAAAUAAAAAGAUGUUUUGCCUUUUGUGCUGUCUUCCCAAAGGAUUUUGAAAUUGGGAGACAAAACUUGAUUCAUCUUUGGAUGGCCAAUGGCUUUAUUCAGGGCAGUCAAAAUUUUGAGCCGGAAGAUAUUGGGAUUGAGAUAUGCAAAGAAUUAUAUUGGCGAUCCUUUUUUCAAGAUGCGAAAAAAGAUGAGUUUGGGAAUAAUUUAUUAUUUAAAAUGCAUGAUCUUCUUCAUGAUCUUGCACAAUUUAUUGUGAAAGAUGAAUUUGCUGUCAUGGAGGCCAACGGUUCAAAUAAUAUCUCAAAAAGCACUCUUCAUGUCAGACUAGAUCUUGAUUGGUUGCAACUAUCAGCUACAAGUUCUGAAGCUUUGUAUGGAGUUGAAACGUUAAGGACAUUAAUCGUGGUUCCAACCCUGCGAUUUUCUUGUGACAUCUCGAGAUUAAUCUCAUUGAGAGUUCUUCGUGUCCUUUCAAUUGAAUUAUCGUUGUCAUCUUCAAUUCACCAUUUAAAGCAUCUAAGGUACCUGAACCUUUCUGGCAGCCAUAUUAAACUGCUUCCCGAAUCACUUUGUAGCUUGCUUAAUUUGCAGGUUUUGAAUUUGAAAGAUUGUUAUCAACUUUGGAAGCUACCUAAGCGCAUGAGAUGCUUGAAAAAUCUUCGACAUCUUUAUCUGAAUGGCUGUACCAAGUUAUCUCAAAUGCCUCCACAUAUUGGACAGAUCACUUGCUUAAAAACUUUAACUCUCUUCAUCGUGGGUGAGAGGAGAGGUUGCCACUUGGCUGAAUUGAAAGGUUUAAAUCUUGGAGAAGAAUUAUGUGUCACGCAUCUUAAUAGAGUGGGCAAUCUGAUGGAUGCCCAAGAAGCCAAUUUGGUCGAAAAACCGAAUCUACGCCACCUGGAAUUAUCUUGGGAACUUGAUAGUGAAUCGGAAUCUCAGGAAAAGGUUGAAAAAGUAUUUGAAAUUUUGAAACCUCACUCAAACCUUGAAAUUUUGAAAAUUGAAGGUUAUAAAGGUGCCAAAUUUCCAGUUUGGAUGGAUUAUCUAAGUAAUGUUGUUUCUAUCACGCUCUCUACCUGUGAGAAUUGUCGACAACUUCCUCCCUUGUGGCAACUUCCUCGGCUUCGAUAUCUUACAAUUAGAAAUUUGAUUAACCUGGUGUACAUUGAUACAAGUUUCCAAGGUGAGAAAAUUCCGUCUUUGGAGGAACUCUGUAUUGAUGGAUUGCCGAGGUUACAGAGGUUGUCAAGACAGGAUGGAAGCAAGUUAUUCCCAUGUCCUACGAAGCUAAAAAUUUAUGACUGUCCUAAAUUAACCACCCUGCCAUGUCUUCCUUCAGCAAAAAGUUUAGUGAUUCAUUCUUGCAAUGGGGAACUUCUAAAAUCAAUCUCACAUUUCAGAAGCCUUACUUACCUACAUCUUUAUAAAAAUUGCGAUUUAGUUUACCUUCCUCAUGGGAUUCUGCAAAAUCUCUCCUCUCUUCGCGAAAUGUCUAUUAUAAGUUUCAAAAAGCUUAAAGGGUUUGCCACUGAUCGAGUUAGUCUCAAUGGUCUUAAAUCGUUAACAAUUUAUGAAUGCCUUGAGCUUGAGGCUUUUCCGGAGCAAGUACUGGAAGGCCUAAACUCUCUUCAGGAGUUGACUAUAGGAAUGUGCAUAAAGUUUUCAAAUUUGUCAGAGGGGUUGACUUUUCCGAAAGGUAUCAAAUACCAUAGUUCCCUCCGGAAGUUGGACAUAUGGGAGUUGACAGUGUUGCCUGAGUCCAUAAGGUAUGUCCCUGCACUGCAAACACUGAGCAUACGCAGCUACCCUGAAUUAGCAUCAUUGCCUCACUGGCUGGGAGACCUAACAUCUCUUCAGUCUUUGCAUAUUUAUGAAUGCCCAAAGUUGUCAUCUCUUCCCGCCAGCAUCCAGAGCCUCACCAAUCUACAAAAAUUGAUCAUUUUGGAAUGCCCUGAACUGGUGAAGAGAUGCGAGAAGGAGACAGGAGAAGAUUGGUACAAGAUAGCACAUGUUCCGAACGUUUGUGUAGAAACCUUACACUAAUUAAUUACUAGUUGCAUCAAGUUGGGAGAUAUGAAGAGCUAGUGCUACUACAGGAAUGUUGUGAAGGUAUGGACUGUUAGUUGAUGCUUAUUGCUAAUUAAUGUGAAACUUUCAUGUAAUAGUAUAUGUAUACAUAUGUUUCUGCUUGAAGUAUAUAACCAAAAACCAUGAAAAGGCUCUGCGAGCAAUUUUAUUUUGGUUAUUCUUUUCUCCUUGUGUGGGGAGAACGAUACUAUAUUG
This is a messenger RNA of Pistacia vera, 3466 nucleotides long. RefSeq names its product putative disease resistance protein RGA3. The record is from RefSeq and is a predicted model, not a curated record. Gene Ontology annotation, biological process: defense response to other organism. NCBI's taxonomy places the organism in Eukaryota, Viridiplantae, Streptophyta, Magnoliopsida, Sapindales, Anacardiaceae. Gene Ontology annotation, molecular function: ADP binding.